UGGAUUUCCAAGUUUUCCCAUCCUUGCAUCCUUUUGGUAUUCCCACCGUUCUCAGAUUUCGAGACAAGCUGGAUGGCUGGAGUUGCGCGGCCACCGUCGUCCGCAUCAUCGCCGCGGCUCGCGGAUGCCGUUCCGCCUGCUGCAUCAAUCAACCCAGUGCUCGUUACCCCACAGCCGUCGUCGUCGUCGUCGUCGUCGUCGUCGUCGUGGUGGUGGUGGCAGUGGCGGGCGCUUCUGGGUCGCGCUGGACUUGAGCUUCGGCCCGUCCUCAUUGCAGCCACCGUGGCGACGGUCACGAUCGCAGUCGUCCGGAUUGCCGCGCGACGACAACGAAGACAGCGGCAGCAACGCCAACGAGAACAGUCGCGGAGACGGCGGCGGCAGCGGCAGCGGCGUGGAGAGCUGAACGCCAUGGUUGGUGGCGACGGUCGUCAGCCAGCGGACCAAGAUCAUCAAGACCAAGAAGACGAAGAAGAAGAAGAAGAAGAGCAGGACGACGCUCAGGAAACUCAAGAACACCAAGGGGCGGCGUUUCAGGACGAGGACGACGAGUGGCGGGACGAUCAAGCUCGAGAUACUGAUACUGACAAUGAUUCCGAGCAAGAAGAAGAAGCCUUCGAUGACGACGACGACGAUGGGAUUGACCAGGAUCAUCAAGAAACCGACGAGCAAGAUUUGGAUACGAGUGCCGACACCGCCACAGCAGCGUUGGUGGGAGACGGAAACGACGCCGCUCGCGUUGUUGCAUCCGGUGCAGCAACCACUCUCACAACCAAUAAUGGCACGCGCGGAUUGCGCACAAAUGCAGGCAACCGGCUCGACGCAGCGACGGCGAAAAAUCUGGCAGAAAUUGCGCGAACGUUGCCUGUGAGUGCGUUGAUGCAGCUGUGGAAGUCGUCGCCCAACUUGCGCCUCCAGCGGCUGGCCCAGACAGUCUUCAUCAGCCGCUUUGCAGCGCCUUCCGAGAUGGAGAAGCUGCGUGCAGUGAUAUCACUGCCAGCAAUGACGCUUGCGCCUGAUUCUGACGCAACCUCCGCCACAGGCGACGAGUCUCCCCAGUUGACGAGCUUGCGAACACGUCUCACCUCCAAGGUGAAGGCCGUCACCACCAUUCUUGCUCUUGGAAAGAUCUCGCACAACCGCGCGACCAUGGUUCAGACUGGCUUCCUCGAGGCUCUUGUCACCUACCUCGACGCAACUCUCACCGAGGUGGAAAGUUUGCCGGAAAUUGCCAGUGCACCAACGUGGAUUUCAACCUUCCGCCGACUCAGAGACUUUGCAGAUCAGCGUGCCAAACAUGAUCAGCGCACUGAUGCGCUGGUAUCCGUCCUUCCGGGGCUCUCGUCCCAAUCACCGCCGCCAACCGGGCCGGACGCAGCCUCAUCGUCUGCAGAGCGAAAGCAGUUUAUUUGCUCUUCAUCCAUCGUCCGCGCUGGCAUGGUGUCUCUGUUUGACUGCAUGGUCAAUGAGCGCGAUGUGGAGGCAGCCGUGAAUGCUGGCUUGAUUCCAGCCUUGUACCGCAGCAUCACCCAGACGCGCGAGCGCGAGUCCAUUCUUUGGACGCUUGCCGUCACAAAGCGUGUGGCCGUCAUCGAAGUGUACUGCCCUCUUUUGCUGGAAAUGGGCAUGCUGGACCCUCUCAUUAGCAUAGCGCACCUCUGCGGAAAUUCGGCGUGUACGGGGAUUCAUCGACUGGCGCUCCAGCUGCUCGUCCGCACGCUGACGUCGUCCCCGGUCGGCAGCCACUAUGCUCAGCGGGCCGUCAGAUUUGGCAUUGUUGAUGUUGUGCUCCAGGCGCUCCGCAGCGACGAAAAGGAGGUGUAUGCCUCCGCUGCCGUGCUAAUGUAUCGCGUUGUGCAGGAAAACAACACGGAUUUCCUCUUCCGCCGGCAGUCCACCGUGCUUGCAAGCAAUCUGAUCAAGGUUCUCAGCAACACGGACAUUACCCUGCAGAAGAUUGUUCUUCAGGUUCUCAACCUUCUCUGCGCCAACGAUACCUCGUUCCAUUUGGCCUUAGUGAACGCGCACCUGCUCCCACGCCUCUCCAGCUGCCUGUCCUCGUCGGAUACGCAGUGCGUGUUUUGGGCAGUGUCCCUUUUGCGCAUUAUCGUGAGCUCACCGGAACCUGAGGGCAUCGCAGCCGUGCUUGCGCAAACGACCCCCGAUAUCGUCUCGCAGUUGGUCUUGCUGUCGGACACGCAAGAUCAGCCUUUGCGCAACAGUUUGAUUGUCAUUUUCAAUCGGUUCAUUUCGGAUCCUCGCUCGCACCCCACUCUGCUCAAGCGUGGCGUCCUUGUUGCCAUUUGGAAGUUUUCCUUCUCUCCCAGUCCGCAAGUGCACCAAUUCUGCGCCGACUCGCUCUUCCAUCUCGCUGAUCGAUCGACGCAUGCGAAGCGAGCGAUUCUGGACUCGACUGGUCUGACAAUCUUGUGUGCGCUGUGGCGCAAGUCGUUAAAGUUUCACACGCGGAAGGCCCUCGCUUUGACCUUUCUAGCCCUGAGCCAUGCUGGCGAAAUGAUGGUCACGACUGUGGCCUAUCGACACAUUUUUCUCGAGCUCGUGGGCCGCCUGGCAGUCAACAUGCAGGUGCUCGAACAAGGGCAGGAAGGCGGCAUCGCUGCUGGGGUCAAUCGUGGCACAACCAAGGGGUUUGAAAUGGCCGAGUUCGUUUCCACAAGAUUGCGUCGAUGGACGGACUUUCUUCUCGCAGAAAGUGAAAACUGUGACGUACGGCCAGAAGAGUGCUUGGGUGACUCGCGCGUCAUCAUGCCACGGCAGGAGCGAUCGCCUCGGGUACGCUCGCGGGCGAGUUCUUUGGCUCGUACGGGCACUGUCGCGUCAGAAUCACAUGGUAACCCGCGGGCUGCAUCAUCGGCGAAUGUGCCUGUGACUGAUGAUCAUUCCGAUGCUGCUGGUACGUUUUCGCAACCUGCCGCGUCCGAGCGUCCAACAGCCGCUGGCGCGAGUCUCCGACGCCGCGACUCCAUCCACGGACUCCGUGGCACAGCGCUGGAGGACAAUUCGUUGCAUGUGGCAAGCCAGCAGACCAACACCCGGACCGACGCCAGUCGCCACGCCCCACGCGCUACCACCACCGGCCCGUUGACGACAGAGGUGCCUGACGAGCAGGCCCACAUGGACGCCGCAUCGCAGCUGAGAUUCGCGUUUGUGAGGAUUUCUCAAAUUUGCACUGGCGAUGCUUCCAGCGCAAUUCCGGUUGUCUCGUCCUCAACGCUCGAGUCUGAGCGCAAAGCCGCACCCAUUCCAUUCAGCGUUGUAGAAGAGGCACAAGGGCAACUUGAAUCCGCGAUUGCCAUACUGGAUGAGCCUGUGUCUCCCAGUGUUGUUCUCAACGAAGAUCAGGUGGCCUGGACGCACCGCCUCUGGCUGGCGAAGCGCGUGGUGGAAGACUUGCACUUUCUUGCAGUCUUUGUCCGCUUGCAGCGCCUCAAGGUGGCAACGGCGUUCAACCACCCUCUCCUCAGCCACUUUACGAGCUUGAUUGAUGAGGCUGCCUUGCAUCUGCGCCGACUUGUCAAGUUCGCCUCCAUGUACGCGGUUUCUCGGGCUGGUGUUCAGCUUGAUGAACACGGCAAUACGAUCGACCUGGCUGCUGGCGAAUUUGUUCGUGCCGAGGGGCUCGUGCACGCUUACUAUGUCGCCUUCCUCGAGCGGUGGUACCAUCCGUUGUUGGGCGUCCUCAAGGUGCUCUUGACCCUUUCCAACGAACCUUUUGCCGUGAACAUGAUGAUUCCAAGCAUGACUGAUCCCUUGGUCAGCUUGCUGUUUCUCAUCGGCGAGUGCGAGCCCGUUCUUCGUGCGUGCGAACCACAUCUGGGCGUUUUUCACGAUGCCCUCAUGCAGCAAGCCGCUCGCAAAACGGAGCGCUCUACAACCCCGACGACAGCCGAUGACUCGACCGAGGCGCGUCCUCAGACACCGCAAGAACAAGCAAAGGAUGAUGAAAUGCAAGAGCGCCAUGAGCUCGAGUCCGAUGACGGGUCUGACGUGGCCGAAGAUGCCUGGCGCGUCAACGACGCGUACUCGGCGGGCACUAGCCAGAAUCUAGCUGACGACCAGGUGGUUUCGUACCUCGAGCACAUCUCGACGGCUGCAGUUUCCCGCUCCAGAGCGUCAGACGCUUCUGCUGCGAGCUAUGUUUUUCCAGCUUCUGCGCUCGACUCGAUGUACUCUUCCGAGCAGCUGCCAGCCACCACAACCAGCCGGAACGGAGCAGGAGGCCAGGCGCCAGCCCCGGCUGGCACUCAGACGACUACUACUACUACUUCUGCUGCUGCUGCUGCUGCUCAGCCAUCCCGACUCGUGAUCAGCUCUGUUCUGACAUUGCUGACAGACCUCAAGGCGUCGGCUGUCGUCGUUCUUGGCAACCUGCACUAUCGUCAGCUGGUCAAGUCUGAUGGUCGCUACCCUGUGGAUUUGACCUACAAACAGCCAGUUCCCAGUCCCAUUCCAAUGCCACCCCACCCACCGAACAUUGCGAAUGAUUCCUGGGCUGCGGAGGAUCCAGAAGACUUGCCUUUUUACUCGAGUGCAGCCAGCGUUGAAACACCGGACAGCACGACUGUCAGCGCAUGCACGCCCAGUCCAGCAGAGGGGAGUGCGAAUACCAGUCUAGCCUCCAGUGGAUCAGCAAGCGCAAGCGAGAGCACGGCUCCACCUGCCCUGGCCGACGCUCAAACAGUUUCAUCGGACGACUCGAUGGAAAUGCCAUCCCAACCGCUCGAGACUGCUCCAACAAGCGCAGUCCCAGACCAACAUUUCGACAGCAUGCCCGCGGCGUGGGAGUCGGAUGCUCCUCAACCAACCUCUCCCGUCGUCGCCGGAGAAUUCGAGUAUCUUCCUUUACGAUAUGAAGAACUAUACAUGUUUGACAUGUCCGAGGUUAAUCCCGAGUACGUGUCACCGUUGCCUCCGCCCAACAGCCAGGACAUUGCGUGGUUUCUCGACAACUCGCACGUGCGCACACUGUCGUUCGAAAUUCCCACGUUUUGGCGCCGAGACGGUGAUGCAGUGCGCCGCCACGUCUUGCGCUCGAGCUGUGACGUUACCUUGUGGCUGCUGGCGCUCGCAUCGCCCAAGCAUGGCAAGGAGCUCAAGCCGAGCGAGUUGGUGCUGGAUUUCCACAUUUCCCGCCUCCUCACGCUGUUGUGGAAGUCCCCGACGACAGGCCGUCAGCUGGGAUACAGCAGUAUCGAGCCAGCUGUCGAUGCCGAAGUACCAAACCGCCUGUAUCACUAUGUAUGGACGGGGCGUCACCGGUUUCAUGAGCUGGCCAUGAGUCUGCCAGACUAUGCUCGGAGCGCGGCCAUCUCCAUGGCGAGACUGACAACCGUUGCCCCGUGGCUGAGCGCCUACCCGGCCACUGCCCCGCGGCACGAGGACAGUCGCAAGAUUUCCUGGAAUGAGCUCUCCAUGAAGAAUUCUACGACCAUCCUGAUGAUGGCAGACGAUCAUGAAACGGUCUUGAACGAUUCCAUGGACUUUCACAGCGUUGGCGCGCACAAGCGAGCAUCAACCCUUCCGCGAAUCCGGUGGCAAGCGCAACAAGAGGGAGCGUCGCAGUCGGCCUCCUCUUCUCUGCCGUCGGACUCGGGCGAGCACGACUACUUUUACUUUGAAGUGGUGCUGCGCUCGCGAGGCGUCAUUCAAAUUGGCUUUUCUCAGGCGUCGUGUGUUAUUUUUGAUGCCACUCAAGGCAUGGGGGUUGGCGAUGACUUUCAAUCGUUUGCCUACGACGGAGCGCGCCGGUUUUUGUGGCAUGGUUCCAUGGAUUUCAAGGUUGUCAGCUGUCUGCUGGGUGUGAGCAACCGAACCAUUCGCUAUUGGCUCGAUGGCGUGGACAUUGGCGUCGCCUUUUCAAACGUCUCCAUUCGGCCCGACGACCUUUACCCGGCAGUGUCGCUGUGCAGUGGAGAGAGCUGCUCUGUCGUGUUCAAUCCGACGGAAAUGCGAUUCUUGCCAAACAAUGCCAGAUCUGCUCCUGUGGCUCUGGACCUCAGCUGGUGCCCUCCUAGUCUUGCAGGAAUCUCACGCGCCGCAAACUUUUGCGUUGCUCCUGGUCAACCGGUGCUGGUGUUUGAAUGGAGAAUUUUCAUGCUCGAAACCCACCAGCAGUUUUCGCGACUGGAGCGCGUGAUUCCGUUGACCGACAGUCAAGGCAACCCGAUCAUUGCGCCGCCUGCUCUAUCAGGGCAGGAUACCGUCGGGCUGAUUUACAUCGCUCGCGCCUCGCUCAUGCUGCUUUGCGUGAAUGGCGCAAUUCUCGCCGAAUAUCCCUGGUCGCCGAAACAGGGAUUCCGACCCUUGUGCCAUGGAUGCCGCAUCAAGCUCAACGUUGGCACCCGCCCCUUCCACCCCAUCCCCGCACUUGGACUUGAUGACGAGGCCAUUCGAACCGGGGUCAUCCGCUUUCUUCAGAGCGGAGCCCUUGCGGAGUUGUGAAUCCUGUAUUCUUGUACUUUCCAAACAACCUUGUUGACUCAUUCGUA
Molecule: messenger RNA, 6509 nt
Organism: Capsaspora owczarzaki ATCC 30864
Lineage: Eukaryota; Filasterea; Ministeriida; Capsasporidae
Exons: 5
Coding region: 73-6462 (2129 amino acids)
Cellular component (GO): cytoplasm
Molecular function (GO): ubiquitin-protein transferase activity; protein binding
Source: RefSeq, a predicted model, not a curated record